AUGAACAUCAACGCGAACGGCGGCAUCCUGUCGUAUGAGAAGAUGGAGGGGUACGCCCUCUGGGUGGCCACGGGCGUGGUGUCGGCCUUCUUUGUGUCCCUGGAGCGCUGCUCGUGCAUCCACCUCCACACCGCCGAGGAGGACGACGGCAGCGAUGACGAGGACCGCGACGAGGCCAAGGACCGCCCGCUCAUGUUCUCCAGCCCCAACACCCUCCCCGAGUACUACUACAGCCGGUCUGCGUCCUCCAUCUCCUUCACCAAGAUGUGA
This is a messenger RNA of Miscanthus lutarioriparius, 270 nucleotides long. Lineage: Eukaryota; Viridiplantae; Streptophyta; Magnoliopsida; Poales; Poaceae. The record is from the annotation of a GenBank genome assembly.